This is a messenger RNA of Malaya genurostris, 813 nucleotides long. Its product is annotated as flexible cuticle protein 12-like. Lineage: Eukaryota; Metazoa; Arthropoda; Insecta; Diptera; Culicidae. The record is from RefSeq and is a predicted model, not a curated record. The transcript has 2 exons. Gene Ontology annotation, cellular component: chitin-based extracellular matrix. The coding region runs from base 96 to 413 and encodes 105 amino acids. Gene Ontology annotation, molecular function: structural constituent of chitin-based larval cuticle.
AUUAUCUCGUCAGUGUGUUUUUUGCAUCUACAAAAUUCAGUUACCAGCUCAACUUUCUGACCGCUAUCCCGAAACUUCCAAAUCUACAAUUCAAAAUGAAAGCCAUCAUCGUGUUCGCUGUCGUCGUUGCUUUGGCCCUUGCUGCUCCUCUCGAUGAUUCCAAGAAUGCACAGAUUCUGAAGUACGAGAACGACAACAUUGGAGUCGAUGGAUACAAAUUUGCCUUCGAAACGAGCGAUGGUCACUCCCGUCAGGAACAAGCCGAACUGAAGAAACUGGGUGAUGACGUCGAAGCCCUGGUCGUUCGUGGUUCGUACUCGUUCACCGCCGCUGACGGACAAGUCUACACGGUGAACUACAUCGCCGAUGAGAACGGAUUCCAGCCGGAAGGAGCCCAUCUACCAAAGGCCUAGAUUCGGACGUUUGCAACGUUUGCUUCCAACCAAAUCCAUCGUCGUCCUAGCAACAACCGUGGCGACUCUUACUACGAACACAUUGACACCUACUACAUCAAGAACUGAAAAUACUCAGAAGAACUAAGUCUCAUGUUUGUAAAGUGUACAGUUUAUAUUGAAUUAUUAUUUGUCCUGUAAAGAAUCUGCGAUUUUUUGUUUAAAGUAAUGUCAGUUUCGACCCUCAGAAAGUUCUUCUUUCUUUCUAUCGAAAACUAGAAGAUAAUCGUGACAACAACUAAAGCAACAGCAAGAAAAACAACAACAACAACAUCUACGAGAAGUACUUUGGAUAAACACCAACUGACAAGAUUUUAAAUUGAAAAAUAAAUGUAGUCCUAAGCGAAACGUGAACGAAGAA